Molecule: messenger RNA, 612 nt
Organism: Lepus europaeus (European hare)
Lineage: Eukaryota; Metazoa; Chordata; Mammalia; Lagomorpha; Leporidae
Gene: RASL10A
Product: RAS like family 10 member A
Exons: 3
Coding region: 1-612 (203 amino acids)
Molecular function (GO): GTP binding; GTPase activity
Source: RefSeq, a predicted model, not a curated record
AUGGGGGGCAGCCUGCGGGUGGCCGUUCUGGGCGCCCCGGGCGUGGGCAAGACGGCCAUCAUCCGCCAGUUCCUGUUCGGGGACUACCCGGAGCGCCACCGGCCCACGGACGGGCCCCACCUCUACCGGCCCGCGGUGCUGCUCGACGGCGCGGUCUACGACCUGAGCAUCCGCGACGGCGACGCCGCCGGCCCCGGCCCCAGCCCCGGGGGUCUCGAGGAGUGGCCGGACCCGAAGGACUGCAGCCUGCAGGACACGGACGCCUUCGUGCUGGUCUACGACAUCUGCAGCCCGGACAGCUUCGACUACGUGAAGGCGCUACGGCAGCGGAUCGCCGAGACCAGGCCGGCAGGGGCCCCCGAGGCGCCCAUCCUCGUGGUCGGCAACAAGCGGGACCGGCAGCGGCUGCGCUUCGGGCCCCGGCGCGCGCUGGCCGCGCUGGUGCGCAGGGGCUGGCGCUGCGGCUACCUCGAGUGCUCGGCCAAGUACAACUGGCACGUGCUGCGCCUCUUCCGCGAGCUGCUGCGCUGCGCGCUCGUGCGCGCCCGCCCCGCGCACCCGGCCCUGCGCCUGCAGGGGGCGCUGCACCCGGCGCGCUGCAGCCUCAUGUGA